This is a messenger RNA of Oryzias latipes (Japanese medaka), 2142 nucleotides long. RefSeq names its product prostaglandin I2 (prostacyclin) synthase. Gene Ontology annotation, molecular function: iron ion binding; monooxygenase activity; heme binding. Gene Ontology annotation, biological process: prostaglandin biosynthetic process. Lineage: Eukaryota; Metazoa; Chordata; Actinopteri; Beloniformes; Adrianichthyidae. The record is from RefSeq and is a predicted model, not a curated record.
AGAAGAAACGAGGGAAUACCAAUGACAGGGGAGAUUCCUGAGCGUUUGUUCUAUAAACAAUCCUAACUUCUAAAAUUAAAUCCACUUCGUUGCGUUCAAAGAUAAUUAAUCUACGCUUGGACACGCCCUUAUGACGUCAGACUGACGUGUGUUAAAAGCCGGCGCGAGGACUCCGGUGCUCCCAAGCCACCGCGCGCAGCCCGAAGAUGGUGCAGCCGCUCGUCCUGACCGCAGCGCUGAUGCUGACCUCCUGCCUCGCAGCCAGACUCUGGCUAAAGAUGAUCUGGCUGCCUGUCCUCACCGCAGUGAUGAUGAUGAUGAUGCUGACCCUCUUCAUGACAGCUAGACGCAGAUCCAACAGAGAGCCUCCUCUGGACAAAGGGCUCAUUCCUUGGCUGGGCCAUGCUCUGGAAUUUGGAAAAGACGCCUCCAAGUUUAUUAAGCGAAUGAAAGAAAAGCACGGAAACAUUUUCACUGUGCGUGCUGCAGGUCGCUACGUGACCUUGCUUCUGGAUCCCCACUCCUACGACGCAGUCAUCGGUGAUUCAGAGUCUCUGGACUUCACUCGCUACGCACAGGUGCUCAUGGAGAGGAUCUUUGACCUGCAGCUUCCGCACAACCAGCCGGAUAAAGUCAAGGAGAUGAUGAAGAGGCACUUCCUGGGAGUGAAUUUGUCCAGGCUCAACAGCACCAUGAGCAGACACUUGCAGGCCGUCCUGAAAGCUGAGACGCCUCAGAACCAGCGGGACUGGAAAGAGGAGGGACUCUUCGACCUCUGUUACAGAUUACUCUUCAAGGCGGGCUAUAUGGGCCUGUUCGGCGGGGAGAAGAACAACAACAGCGUGGACCCCUCCAGCAUCUAUGACGAGUACAAGAAGUUUGACAGCCUCCUAACCAAAAUGGCCCGAGGCACGCUAAAAGCAGAGGAGAAGAAGGCAGCAACGGGUUUGCAGAGAAAGCUCUGGGAGCUUCUGGCUCAGGCCGGUCAGACCGAGGACUGCGGGUCAAGCCCGUGGCUCCACGCCUACAGGCGGCUCCUGGAGGACGAUGGGGUCGAUGAAGAGACACAAAGAAAGGCCAUGCUGAUGCAGCUCUGGGCCACACAGGGUAAUGUUGGUCCUGCAGCAUUUUGGCUCUUGGGUUACCUGUUGACAAAUCCUGAAGCUCUGAAGGCGGUUCAGAGGGAGUUUGGCCAAAUGAGACAUAUGGAGACUUUCAGGACAACUUCCACGGACAGAUCUGUCAACACCCCAGUAUUCGACAGCGCCUUGGAAGAGACUCUGAGACUCACUGCUGCCCCCUUCAUCACAAGAGAAGUGGUUCAAGAGAAGAUCCUCUGCAUGGCUGAUGGCCAAGAGUACCUGCUAAGAAAAGGGGACAGAUUAUGUUUGUUCCCCUUCAUCAGCCCUCAAAUGGACCCUGAGAUUUAUCACGAGCCGCAGAAAUUCAAGUACGACCGCUUCCUGAACGAGGAUGGAUCAGUAAAGAAAGACUUUUAUAAAGGGGGGAAGAAGCUGAAAUAUUACACCAUGCCAUGGGGGGCGGGCACCAAUGGCUGUGUGGGAAAGUCCUUUGCCAUCAGCACCAUCAGACAGUUUGUCUACAUGGUGUUGACUAACUACAGUUUGGAACUCUGUGACCCAAAUGCUCAGUUACCAGAGAUAAAUGCCAGCCGCUAUGGAUUUGGAAUGCUACAGCCCGAAGGAGACUUGCCUGUGCGAUACAGACCCAAAAAUGCACACUAGAGAAGCAGGGAUUCUCUUUAAACACAUUUCUGACCAAAAGAACUGUAAAUAGCUUUGAAAUACAUGUUUUUUAUAUAUAUAUUUAUACAUUAUAAGUACUUUUUCUAUUUAUAAUAAAACAUUAAAAUGAUUUUUUACACUGUUGUUAGGCUUUUUUGUGAACUUUCUUUAUUUCCUUCAGACUCCUUUUUGGAAGAAAAAAAACAGUCCUUUUUUAAAACUUUAGUGUUCAAAAAGUGAAAGACUUUCAUCAUGGUUCACUGAAACAACCAGCUAAGGUGCAUUAAAUGCACAUACUGUCUUUUCUGGCACAAACAUGACACAAAAGGGUUUUUUUUUAAAACCCAUCCACUAAAAAGUGUGUUUUUAACAUGUUAUUGUUGCAUAUUUCUGAUGA